Messenger RNA from Symbiodinium sp. CCMP2456, 1727 nucleotides. NCBI's taxonomy places the organism in Eukaryota, Dinophyceae, Suessiales, Symbiodiniaceae. The record is from the annotation of a GenBank genome assembly.
GAUGCGAGCUCAAGGCUUACCUGUGCGCGGGUACACCCGUGGUUGGCCAGGGAAGACUGGCAGGACUUUCUUUGCAGCCUCUCCUUGCGAAAGAAUAACAGAGAGUUGCAACCGGACGCAACCAGACAGACCGCUCUCCGCCUGCACACCUUCCGUGGCUCGCGUGCCGAAGCCCGAAGUGCUUGGUCCUUCGAUUUGGGCUUCGAGAAGCCUCUUCCAGAGCGGUCCGAGAACCCAGGAUCGUGGGCAGAGGUAACACUGGGCCGGCUGAGAUUCCGAGCAACCCUGGACCUGAACGAGGUUGGCCAAGGACCCGGCUGUGCCUCCCAGGCCUUGCGCUUGGGGGUCGCUGUCUGCGGAAGUCGGCUUUGGGCGGGGCUGACCUUGGCGAUGCUCCAGAACCAGGCAGUGCCAGGCGCUGUUCAAGCCGGCCGUCUGUGGGUGGAGCUGUUUGGACAUGGUUUUCGGCCUAGCCCCCUGCGACGAAUGCUUGAUCUUCCUGGCUUCGGUGAUCUCUUCCUGCUCUCCAUGGUGAACUCAGCCGAUGCAUGGACUUUAGCGCAGGCUCUACACCCUGCAGCCAGCGCCAUGGGUUCCUUCAUUUCUCCCUCUGAGAGCCACCCGCAAAGUUGGACGCUGCCUUGGGCUUUCGGUGGCUCCGAUGAGGUUCUCGAUGGCCGGCUCCUCCAGAUGCUGCUGGGUGGUCAAGUUGUGGAGCUCGUGGCUGUCCAUGUCGCAGCAUCCACAGCCGGGCUCGUCCGGCGAAUGGUCGAGCUCAGCCUCCACAUCGUGAGCCAGGCGACUGUCCUGUGUUUCCUGGACGAGAAGCCUGCCCUGGAAAUGGAUGCAAUGGGUUUCGAGGUAGUCCCUGCACCCUCGCUGCUCCCCGACACCGGCGGCUGCUACCGGAUUGCUAGGCUUCAAGGAAAGCCCUUGGCCUUCCCGGGAGUUCGCAAAGAUUCGAUCUUCCGCUUCGGGAAGCAUCUGCAGGGCAGCGUCCCCGUGGCCUCGCUGUAUGGUGGCAACCUGAGAGUCCCUGCGCCGAGGAUUUGGCUCGAAGUGGGCUGCAACAACUGGGAGAUGCUACUCGAGAGCCUCCCGGAGGACGGUUCAGUCUUUCUGCUCACCCUGGAGCCUUUGGUGGACAAGUUCGCUUUUCUUCGGGCCCUCCGUCGGCCCCAUCACCUGGUGCUGCCCCUCGCCGUGGCCCCGAAGGUCAUGGGCCACUUCUCCACCAUCCGCUCCCAGAACUACAGCGACUUCCGUGGUCGUCCCGGUGCCCGCUUUCAGGAGAGUGGCGCCAGUUCUUUGCUGAGCUACGCCUCCGGGUUCCGGGACCAUCAGUGGGAUGGAGCUGAAGCCCAGUAUGCCAACUUCCGGGAGUAUUCAGUUCCCACGGUGUCUUUGGAGUGGAUCGUCGGAGCACUGCUCGGCGACCGCGAGGUCGAGUUUCUGAAGAUCGAUGCUCAGGGCCUGGACUUUGGGGUCUUCUCAUCCCUGGGGGAGUUCACAGAUCGCGUUCGGCGUGUGCAGAUGGAGCUGCACGAACACAUCAGGCACGACGGCGAGACGCCGUGCAGCGAGGUCGUCAAAGCCAUGGCUUCCAAGCACGGCUUCGUGCCGGUGAAAGGCGCAUGCGCGACCUUCGACCCGAAAGUGCACGACGAGACAGACAUCGUUUUUGCAAAAGCAGCCGUCUUCUCCAGUCUAGCAGGGUGUCUGAAUAG